Molecule: messenger RNA, 1014 nt
Organism: Triticum turgidum subsp. durum (durum wheat)
Lineage: Eukaryota; Viridiplantae; Streptophyta; Magnoliopsida; Poales; Poaceae
Source: the annotation of a GenBank genome assembly
AUGGCGGAAGAAGCCGCCGCCACCGCCGCCGCCUCCGCGUCCGCCACCAACUUCGAGGUGGACCUGGGCCACCUCAUGGCCUACGACCCCUCGCACCACCUCGCCGCCGCCGCCGCCGCCGCGUCCUCCCGGGCGGAGCUGCGGGACGAGUGCCUGCGGAAGGCCACGGAGCUCGCGCAGGCCGUCGCCAACGCCCUCUUCUCGCUGCCCGCCACCGAGGGCCGCGACGGCCCCCUCGUCCGCCUCCCGCCGCCCGCCAACCGCCUGCCCCGCGAGAAGCACUUACCAAGGCCAAAGCCUCCUACCAAGUGGGAGCAGUUCGCAAAGUCGAAAGGGAUUAUCAAGCACAAGAAGAACAAGCGUGCAUGGGAUGAGCAAACUAAUUCCUGGAAGCGGACUUAUGGCUAUGAUCGUGUUAAUGAUGACAGGGACGUUCCCAUUAUUGAAGCCAAAUUGACAGACGAGCCUGGUGUUGAUCCUUUUGCUCAAAGAAGGGAAGAGAAGAAGGGCAGGGUCGAUAAACAAGAAAAGAACAGACUUGGGAAUUUGAAGAAUGCUGCAAAAGUUGGUGCUCUGCCAAGUCAUAUACAGCUCGCUGCCACGUCCGUGCCCAUCACAGGAACUAAAGCUGAUCUGCCAAGAAAAGGUAAGAAGGAAGACCUCGAGAAUGUCGCUGGUAUGGCUUCUGCAGCAACGGCUAGCGGUGGGAAGUUCGACAAAAAGUUGCCUGGCGAGAAACCUCUCAAGAAGGCUGGCAAAAACAGAAAGUUCCUCCCUGUUGUUGAAGGGAAAGGAAUGGGCAACCUGGAGAAACAGCAAAACGACAAGAUCCUGAACAGUCUACUGGCCAAGAACUUCGAGGAACCGUUGGAUGUCAGCAAGGCAAUCACCAUGUACAAGGUGAAGAAGGACAACAAGAGGAGGAAAGACAAGCAAUCAUCGUCGUCGUCCGGAUCAAAUAAGUUGAAGCCCCAGAAGAAAAUCCACAAGAAAUCCUCAAAGAAAAGCGCUUAG